AUGGAUCCUCCUGAGGUAAUGGAGGUGUUCAUCACCUUGCGGCUGCGUGUGAGAGCGUCGGCUUGCGGAUAAAGCAGCGCCGUGUCGGCGUCCGCGCGCCGCUGCCUGAACGCUUGACACUCGAACGCAUCCCCUCGUUGAGAGAGAUAGUUCCGACCACAUGCAAUAAAAAAACAAAACCAAAUAAAGAGCCUCCCGCAUAGCCUCGACCAGGCCGUGGCCCGCGCUUUUAUUAGCUUCCCAUGGCUUUUAUCGGCGGAGCAAAUUUCGGCGAAUAGGUGUGACGAGUCACCGGCUCCGGUCCAGAUAUGGCAGUGAGCACGUCCGAGCCGCUCUGUCGGCCGUGCGUCUACCACGAAGCUUUCAAAGUGGAGCUACAGGUGAAAAGACCUCUGAUGCCCGUCAGUCUGGGUCCGGAGCAGGUGGGCCUGCAGAUGCUCUGUCUUUGUGGGCAGCUGGACCUCCUCAUCAGGGCGCAGAUGCAGCAGUUCCAGGAGCAGCUAGGACAAGGCUGCAGCCCAGAGGAGUCGGACACUUUCCAGGCUCAAGGAUCGGAUAUUCUUGACCAGAUGCUGCAGUGCCUUGAACAUCUACCAAAGCCUAUGCCACAGCUGGAGGACUACCUGGACACGGUGGGUCUGUCAGCGAUGUUCCCUCGUGUAGAAGUGUUCCUCAUCCAAGGCAGCCCUGUGGAAAUGUUGGAGAGGCCGCCGAUGGAUGAGUACUUCUUCCACAUUGCCAAACUGAACCAGCUCUUGGUGCUGAGUCAACAGCUAGAAGAAGAUAUCAGGCACCUUGGAAGUCAUAAAUACAUUGCCCACCAGCUCUCGGUUAUUUAUCAAGUCAUCUGCUCUUUCAGGGGAAUUCAGGUCUUCUCUGAGAUAAAGAAAGAUAUUGAGGCCAACUUCAAACAGAUGAAACAGUCUCUAGUGACCAACGAAGGCUCCAGGCAUGAACCUCAGCUGGCUGCUCACUACAUCAGCUGGAUAUUAGAAGUAACUCAGAGCUUAACAUCGGUGGUGUUGUCUCUACCGGAGGAGCUGACCGAUGACUUUCACCAGGCCGUGACUUUCGUGUCCCAGUUGCUGUCCUGACUCAGCCAGAGCGACACCUCUGUAUCUAUGGACCCUGACGUUCAAUGAGGCACCAGGUCUCCCCCCUGGGGAGUCCCCUGCUUCUAAAUGAACCGAUGUUGUCAUGACUGUGAAAAGGUGCUACACAAGUUGAUUCAAUGGAUUGAAGGUGGGAUUGGAUAGCCUACUUCAUUUACAAAUCAUCUGCUUCGUUAUAUGUGUGGCCCAUAUUAAUCCCUAUGGUGAGUCAGUUCUUUGGAAAUGAAUGUAAGCUUAGUGAAUCCCUCCUUGCACUACUGUUAUAACUACUACAAUGAUUUUUUUUUAAACCUAAAGUGAAAUAAUAAAAUUGAAUGCAAUA
Xiphias gladius (swordfish) is the source of this 1434-nucleotide messenger RNA. RefSeq lists its product as uncharacterized. The record is from RefSeq and is a predicted model, not a curated record. The transcript has 8 exons. The coding region runs from base 309 to 1094 and encodes 261 amino acids. Lineage: Eukaryota; Metazoa; Chordata; Actinopteri; Istiophoriformes; Xiphiidae.